AUGUCUGCCAGCGACGUACGUGAACUGUCUAGCACCCCGUACCCGGCUCUCGCCAACUCGCUCAUGCUGUUGGCCACGCCCGUGGUUUCGCCGGCAGCCAACGCGCCCGCGCGCCAAGCGGCGCAGGGCGCGGGCUGGUCGCGCUUCGGAAGCUUCUGGAGCCGUCCCAAGCUCGUGGGACCUAGCACCAAGACCGCGCUGCUGUUCGGCGCCGCGCAGGCGGUGGGAAGCUGGAUAAUCUACGACGGUGACCUAGAGAGCGGGUCAGGGUUCCUGGGCGCGUGGUCCGCGUUGUAUCUAAUUGUCGGCGGGCGCGGCUCCAUCAGUGCGCUGCGCUAUGGCCGCGUGUGGCCGCUGGCGCUGUCCGCGGCCGCCUUGUCAAACACUCUCCUCUACGCGCGUCGUUUUAUCUCCGGAGGAUUUACAUAG
Messenger RNA from Lachancea thermotolerans CBS 6340, 429 nucleotides. It is a transcript of the gene AIM19, whose product is annotated as Aim19p. The transcript has a single exon. Bases 1 to 429 code for a protein of 142 amino acids. NCBI's taxonomy places the organism in Eukaryota, Fungi, Ascomycota, Saccharomycetes, Saccharomycetales, Saccharomycetaceae. The record is from RefSeq and is a predicted model, not a curated record. Gene Ontology annotation, cellular component: mitochondrion.